UGCUGGAAGCAUGAAGCCGCGGCGGGGAAGGGGGAUGGUGGCGACGCCGCAAACGCUGCGUGGAAGGGGUGGAAGGGGCGGGUUGGCGGCGACCGGCACGGUGGACCCGGCUUGUAGGUAUUUUCGUGGCAGUGGCAUGGCUGUUCCGUGGCUCGUAUCCUCCACUGUGGACACUCCAAGCCAUAAAAUGAUGGUAAGGAAGCCCACAUUAAAUCCACUCAAACUAGUUUAUUGUAUCAAUCCUCAAUCACACAAUAACUUGAGCCAAAAAAGUAGAACUUGGUUUUGGCUGACAAUUAUGGCCAUUUUAGCCGGUUCUUUAAUUUCGUUGGCGGCGAGGAGGAAGAAGAAGACUAAGCGCCUGGCUCCAGGUCCAAGAGGGAUCCCUAUUCUGGGACAUCUACACAAGCUGGGGAAGAAUCCUCACCAUGACCUGCACAGGAUUGCCAAAGACCACGGCCGAAUUAUGUAUAUGCAAUUUGGGUUCGUUCCAAACAUCAUCGUUUCAUCUCCUGAGGCAGCUGAGCAUUUCCUCAAGACACACGAUCUUGUUUUUGCCAGCAGACCACCUCAUCAGGCUGCUAAGUAUCUCUCAUGGGGUCAGAGGAAUCUGGCAUUCGGGGCUUACGGUCCGCAUUGGUGGAACAUGCGCAAGCUAUGCACCUUAUUUUAGUAUUUUAGACUGUCAUCCGAAAUUAGGUAAAGUUCAAAUAUGGAAAAUUUUAAAUCAAUUAUACACCAUUAAUAAUGUUAGUCAACGCAAUUCCCUAAUAUUAUUUCCACUACUUUCUUCUCUCUUUCU
Messenger RNA from Salvia splendens (bonfire salvia), 802 nucleotides. RefSeq names its product cytochrome P450 71AU50-like. NCBI's taxonomy places the organism in Eukaryota, Viridiplantae, Streptophyta, Magnoliopsida, Lamiales, Lamiaceae. The coding region runs from base 11 to 673 and encodes 220 amino acids. The transcript is spliced from 2 exons. Gene Ontology annotation, molecular function: monooxygenase activity; heme binding; oxidoreductase activity, acting on paired donors, with incorporation or reduction of molecular oxygen. The record is from RefSeq and is a predicted model, not a curated record.